AUGGCUGACUUCGAACGCGACUCGGAUACCUUAUCCAGUGAGGAAGCUACGCUCUUAGCCAGUGAAAAGGACGAGUUUGAGCUCAAAAGGCCGACCAAGAGUAGAUUUGGUCGUUCAAGACUGGCAAAAGCAAUUACUUAUGUAUUUCACUGCCUUUUAUUGCUCAUCAAUAUUUCUUGGGCUUUUGUGAAUUUCCACUAUCGCACCCGGAACUUGACAGGGCACGGAACUCCAUACGAACCAUGGGAAGCGCCAUUUGAAGAGAAAUACUCCCAAUACCAGCUCCCUUUAGGAGAAAAGUCUGUCUACACGACAUUCGAUCGUUCUGUAGCCGAUCCAGAAUGGGCCAAGAUCAGCAUGAAAGACGGGUUGGGUUGGAUCAAAGUGUCCCAAGAAAAGGUCGAGGCCAUGGGCCAGUCUUCGGUUCAAUUCCAUGACCAAUCAGGUUACUUCUUUGGCAUGGACGUAUUUCAUCAACUACACUGCCUCAACUACCUGCGCAAGAAAACAGUCCUCUAUAAUCAUCUUUAUCCUUCCGAGACUGAAGUCGAAGAUCAACAAGUCCCGCCAGAGUUCCACAUCCGUGAGUCUUGA
Pestalotiopsis fici W106-1 is the source of this 594-nucleotide messenger RNA. RefSeq lists its product as uncharacterized. Lineage: Eukaryota; Fungi; Ascomycota; Sordariomycetes; Amphisphaeriales; Sporocadaceae. Gene Ontology annotation, biological process: mycotoxin biosynthetic process. The coding region runs from base 1 to 594 and encodes 197 amino acids. The record is from RefSeq and is a predicted model, not a curated record. The transcript has 3 exons.